Messenger RNA from Frankliniella occidentalis (western flower thrips), 3265 nucleotides. It is a transcript of the gene MESK2, whose product is annotated as protein NDRG3. The transcript has 9 exons. The coding region runs from base 176 to 1585 and encodes 469 amino acids. Gene Ontology annotation, cellular component: cytoplasm. Gene Ontology annotation, biological process: signal transduction. Lineage: Eukaryota; Metazoa; Arthropoda; Insecta; Thysanoptera; Thripidae. The record is from RefSeq and is a predicted model, not a curated record.
GAAAGGUUUUGGGAUCUUGAUGAAAGGCCUUGGGCGUAGGAAUGAACAGGAACCAAGCUAUUCUGUCGUCUGUCUACGACUGGACAUUGUGUCGUCGAUAAAUGUGUUGUUUCUAGUUGAGUGAUAGUGCGGACGUACGUAAUUCUUCACGGAUACAUAGCUUAAAGCGGCUAAAAUGCCUUCAGGACUAGGUGGCUCUUAUAGGUCGUUAGCCGACGACGUUUACAAGAGCACAACUGUGGCCGAGAACAAGUUUAAUAUGAUAGAGAGUGUCAAGAAAGCCUUUAGCUUCGUGGCGCCGGGCAACGGACGUUCAGAUCCUCUCAUUGUGCGAGAUGAUGGCCGCCCUGAACCCACCAUAAUACCUGCUAUAAGGGACAACAGAAAAAUGCCUACCGCAGGUACCCCUGAGGAAACGGCUCUGCUGGGCAAGAUGCCGUCCGACUCCAUGGAUGACAUCGAGCUCAAGAAAAUCGACCUGCAGAUCCCCACUGUCCGUUCCAUGUCGCGGGACGAUUCGUCGGUGUCGGAGGAGCGCGUGGAGACGGCCAGGGGGUCCAUCCUAGUGGCUGUCCAAGGCGACCGCACCAAACCAGCGAUCCUGACGUACCAUGACCUUGGCCUCAAUUACAUCUCCAGCUUCCAGGCCUUCUUUAAUUAUAUCGACAUGCGUGCGCUACUCGAUAACUUUUGCGUGUACCACGUGAAUGCCCCCGGGCAAGAGGAGGGCGCCUUACCGCUUCCCGACGAUUAUGAAUAUCCAACUAUGGAUGAGCUUGCAGAACAGCUCAUGUUUGUUCUAAGCCAUUUCGGCCUCCAUCACGUCAUUGGGCUUGGAGUGGGCGCUGGAGGAAACAUCCUUGCUCGAUUUGCUCUUGCUAACCCCGAGAAAGUUGAAGCACUGUGUCUUAUUAACGUAGUGUCUACACAAGCUGGUUGGAUUGAGUGGGGUUAUCAAAAGAUGAAUGCAAGGUACCUACGCUCAAAAGGAAUGACACAAGGUGUUUUGGAUUACCUUAUGUGGCACCAUUUUGGAAGGGGGACGGAAGAGAGGAACCAUGAUUUGGUACAAGUUUAUCGGAAUUACUUUGAAAGACAAGUAAAUCCCUCUAAUUUGGCAUUGUUUAUUGAUGCCUAUGUGAGACGCACUGAUCUGAAGCUUGUCCGUGAAUUGGAACCCAAUCGUCGCAAAGACAGUACUACUCUUCUGAUGCCUGUUAUGAACAUAACUGGUUCUCUGAGCCCUCAUGUAGAUGAUACAGUCACCUUGAAUGGUAGACUUGACCCUACCAACUCUUCAUGGAUGAAGAUUUCAGACUGUGGUAUGGUUUUGGAAGAACAGCCUGGUAAAGUGGCUGAGGCAUUCCGGCUCUUCCUGCAGGGUCAGGGUUAUGCUGUGAAACUGUCUCGCAAGCUUUCAACCUCUCUGUCAGCUGAAGGUAUGACCACGGUCCCCAGUGCCCGUUUCAUUGAUUUCACCCGUUCUACAUCACUGGAUGAUUCUGAUUUGCUUUCCCUUACCCAUUGGUCCAAUGCGUCCAUUCAUAUCACUGAAAAUCCUAUAUCUGAAGCUGUUGCUUGUUGAAGUCGUAAUUAUUUGUUCAUGUCUUAACACAGCUGCUUAUCACUUUAAAAACUUGAGGGCUUUUGAUGAUUUUGUAUGCUCAAACAAGAGCCUGCACAAGAAAAGAGUUCUCUCAUGAACUUGUCCACUGCCUCUUAAAAAUUUGGGAAGUGCAAUUUGACACACUUUCAUGUACGCUUAUCUGUAAAGAUUUUAAAAUUAUUUUUUAGUCCUGCUUUAAGAAUUGACAAAGCACUCCCCUUGGUUUUGGUUGUGAACACUUCAUGAACUUGAUUACCAUAUCCAUUACUUUUUAAGCAAUUGUAUCAAUUUAUUGCAGUUUACAGAAAAGAGAAGCAAUCUGUACUGUGAACAUAUUUUAACCAGACAUUCCUAAGGGAAGAAAUCUUUUAAUUUUUAGGAAAAAAAAAAUGAAAUCAGAAAAAAAUUACAUGAUUGCAAUCAGGACAACUGGUUUGCAAUUGAAGGAAAACAAGUAUGCUUCGGACAAAUGGGAUGCCCCCGGAAAUAAUCUGGCUCAUUUGAACUGUAAUGUAUCGUACCUAAUUGAUAAGGAGAGAAGCUUUACACUUCUCAACAGAGAUAGUGCAUAUCUGUUUUCAACUAACUUUAAUCUCCAUUUUAAAAAAAAUUCAGUGCAAUAUUUUUUUUGUAAGUUUUAUGAACCAAGGGCGCCUUAGUGCAUGGAAACUAUCCAAAACACGGAGUUUUAAUCAAAUCCACAAAAAAUUAUGAUAAUUUAGUGAGAUCACUUAAAGUUUGCUCUGUACUUUAGUACUUCUCUCUAGUCAAUUUGCAAUAAUGAGAUAAUUGCAAAGUUGUCAGUAACACGUUUAUGUUUUUAUAUUUUGAUAAUCCAGUAGUGAUUAUUAAUUCAUGGAGGAAGUUAAUGCUAUGUCUCAUUGAUCUAAAAGACAAUUUUUUAAAGAUUGUAUUUUUUUCUGUAUUAUAUUAUUGGAAGGGUUGAUUCUCUAUCAUGGUUAGAAUUAAAAUUGGAUGUGAAUUUAAUUUCACUUUGAUAACCAAUAUUUUUGUAGUAAACAGGAAAAUAUGUACUGUCAUGAAAUUAUAUUUUCAGUUUCUGACAAUAUAAAUUUGAAUGUAAGAGGUGCCACAACCAUCGGACCAAUUGCACUCAAGUGUUCUUGGAAUGUAUUACCUAGCAAUUAGAAAGCAACAUAUCGCUCAUUAAGAUAUUGAAAUGUAUUUAAGUUUAAGGUAUGAUCUAGGUAUCCUCCUGAGAGUCAAAGAAAUAAUGAUAUGCAAGCUUAUUCAUUAUAAGCAGUAUUCAUAAAAUGUGUCCAGUCACAUUAAACUUUUCAUUUUCAUGCUGCCUAUCAUGUAGUAGUCAUUUAAAAAAAAUUAUUAUCCAUUCAGCCUAGGUUUUCCUCACAAUAGAAUGCUAUGGAUUGUGUAUCAAAGUGCUGGCCUUCACACAAAAUUCACUUUAAUGUAUAAACUCUUGGAGGCGUAAAAGUUAUUGUAGUGUAAGUGAAACCCUUGAAAAUCUGCAUUGUCUGUGAUCUCAUUGUUUGUAUUGAUUGACACAAGAAGAAGGUGGGAAUGGAAAAAAGUAAAAUAAAGUAUGAGAUCAUUCUGUAUAUUGUGCUUUGAAAACGUCAAGUUUGUAGGCUUAUGAGCUGUGGUUGCCUAUCCAGUAAAAUGUCUUAAUAAGAAAAA